UUUCUCGCGACUUGCGAUCGCGGCUCUUUUUAAAUCCCGUCGAUCGAACAGAUCAGUAAGGAGACGCAGAAGUCGAUGCCAUGGCGGAGCACGAUUUCUUCCAGAUCGAGAAGCAGAACGCGGCCAGAUACGGUGUCGUGGAUGGAAGAAGCUCCGCGCGAGGGAUCCAAAGCGUGGUGUCGAGGAUCAACCCGCAGCUUCUCCGGAGCGUGAUUGCCCCCGGUCCCGCCUCGAUGUGGCCGGCGAACGCCGCCUUACUUUUGUCUUCUUCGUCUCCGCCGCCGGUGACGGCCCCGAACCCCUCCGUCAGAUCGGUUACGGAGAUUUCAAAGGAGACGAUGCCGCUGACGAUCUUUUACAGAGGCACGGUGGCCGUUUUUGACCUACCACGAGACAAGGUUGGUCACUCGCUUUUUCCCAUCCCGUUUCCGUUUUCUCCAUUUUCUUUAAAAAAAAAUUCGUUAAAGGGAACAACUAUUAAAUUCUUUUCAGACGGAGGCGAUUUUGAAACUGGCAGAGACGGCAAAUGCCGACAAUGUAAUUGGCGGAACGGAAGGCAUGAGUUUGCCGGAGGACCUGCUUCCGAUGUCUCGGAGGAAGUCACUGCGGCGAUUCCUCGCGAAACGCAAGCAGAGGUUGACCGAGUCAGGCCCAUACGUGAAGGUGAAGGAGGUGGAAGAUUCGGGGAAGAUUAGGUUUCGGUCUUCGCAAGCUGGCGUUGCGUGCUGCUCGCUCAGGCCUGAAUCGCGUUUAGGUGGCCAGGGAUGAGUUGCUUGCUGCGUGCCUGAUUAAUUAAGCAUUACGUGUUUUAUUUAGUUUGAUAUGCAUGAUUUUAACUAUAUAUAUGGUUUCUGGUAAAUGUUCCGAAUAAACAUAUACAAGUUUGAUA
Molecule: messenger RNA, 889 nt
Organism: Zingiber officinale
Lineage: Eukaryota; Viridiplantae; Streptophyta; Magnoliopsida; Zingiberales; Zingiberaceae
Product: protein TIFY 9-like
Exons: 5
Coding region: 81-695 (204 amino acids)
Biological process (GO): regulation of defense response; response to wounding; regulation of jasmonic acid mediated signaling pathway
Cellular component (GO): nucleus
Source: RefSeq, a predicted model, not a curated record